CUCACCACCACCAUCUGAAAAACGAAAACGCCAUGCACAUAACCCCGACAUCCCCUUAUCAACCUCAACGCCAUUCCGCAGUCCAAGGUCAAUAUCAGUCAACCACAACUCCUGGAUAUCCAAUGCAGACGCCAUCAUCGACGCUGAACGUGCGCUCCUCCCACUCCCACCGGCAAGAGAGAGUAAAGGCGAACCACCCCGUCUAGCCUUGGGCGCCAUUCUCCACCCUCCCCGGAUUCCCGGGACGCAGUCCGUCCAACGUCCACCCAUCACUCUGCGCACUCUUUCCCAACCCCCGCACUUCCCUUACUCGCUCUCCGUGCUAGGAGCGUUGGUGGCACCGAUAGCGAGCCAUAAUGAAAGAAGAUGCGACGACGCAUUUUGGACGGAUAGUGCUGCUGUCCGGGCGAAGGAAGCGGAGCGGCGUUCACUUCUUCAGGAAAGGAAACGCGGGGCGUUAGCAUCAGGUCAGAAAUUGAUCUCCCAGACCCAGACUCAGAGCCAGAACCAAGGGAGAGACUCCCUCUACAUCCCCCUGGCCCAUCCCUGGAAAUCCCCAACAAGAAACCUCACUCGCCCCAAACGAUACUGCACGCUCGAGCCACACGUCGCCUACCCCCACGCUACCUUCGGGGAAAGGUACUAUCUCUGGAGAGGGAGGUAUCCGGUGCCUGACCUGGAGAGGGGGGAGGUGAGGGAUGACCCGGGGGGGCAGUGGGCGGUGUUUUGCGCUGAUGUGGAUUCGGUUAGUAGGCGUGGGACGCCGCCUGCUUCUGCUUCUUCGGCUUUGGAGUUGCAUUCAGCUUCCUCGGUGCAUGGGGAGGGGAUACAAACCCAAGCAAGUGAAGAAGGACCCGCAGACCUCCGAUUCUACUCCAGCGAAGAAGCCUGGCUGUUACUCGAAUCCCAUGGCUGGGGGUACUCCCCCACCCAUGGGCGGCUCUACGACACCGGCGCAUCCUCCAUCACCUCGCUUCCCCUAGAAGCGGAUGACCCGGCCUUGACCUUGGGGGAGAAAAUGGAUGGGAGCGCGUGUGAUGAGAGGUUGGGGGGGAUGUGGUGGCAGGGACAGCAGAAGCUUGUUAGUGUGCUUGGGGAGUGGAGCCAGUUUCGACGACCCCUUCGCAUAAACAGCAUCUCCCAGCUCUGGGUCCCCACAAUAAGGAAAAUAAUGUCCUACCAGCGUAUCCGUCCCUCCACCAUGCAAGUGACCUACUUCACCCGCUGGGUCCUCCCUCCCCAGGCAGAGGUGCUCAGGGUGGACGACGAUGAGGAAGCGGGAUGGGUGGAACGGGAGAUGGGUAUGAGGCUUGGAAGGUUGACGAGAAGGGAAGUAGGGGAGCUCUCCGGGCCCUUACGCCAAACCCCUCGCUACAUAACCCACGGUCUCGCAUUCUCCUCCGUCGCCCGGCCCCUCUCCCCCUCCUCCUCCUCCGCCAGCUCAGUACUCUACGGCGCCUCAACACUCAACACCGACCUAUCCCUCACCUCACCCCUCCUUCUCCCGUCAUACGCUUUCUCCCCCCUCCCCCAGAUCCUCCUAGGCCGCACAGCCCGAGCCGUCUACCGCUCGCUAACGCAAACGAGGGACGAACACGGCCAGUCCAAAACCGCGCUUUCCUCGCUCUUACCACAGUCCCUACCCCUACAUGCCAAGAUCCCCAUUUCGGACCGCGCUACUGCGGCGGUAUUGCGCGCCUCGGGGUGGAAAGAGGUCUUUGGAGGGGUGGCGGAUGUCUUCCUCGAUGGAUGGACGGAUACGCCGGAAGAAGAAUACCAAGAGCAAAAGGCGGAAAAGAGGACGGGGAUGACCCGCGCUCAGAGGGAGGAAUUGGGAGAAAGGAGGAAGAGACAGGCGGAGGAGAAUUGGAGGUUGGCACAGGAGGAUCGGGAGAUUGAGCAAGGACUUGCGCCUGGAGGGGAUGGGGCGCGGGGGGUUAUGCAGAGGAGGGAGAGGAUGAGAGUGGGAAUGAGCGGCGUGUUUAGUCAUCCUGAUAAGAUUGACACCUGGGAUGUUUAG
This is a messenger RNA of Dacryopinax primogenitus, 2020 nucleotides long. RefSeq lists its product as uncharacterized. The transcript has 3 exons. The coding region runs from base 1019 to 2020 and encodes 333 amino acids. The record is from RefSeq and is a predicted model, not a curated record. NCBI's taxonomy places the organism in Eukaryota, Fungi, Basidiomycota, Dacrymycetes, Dacrymycetales, Dacrymycetaceae.